Molecule: messenger RNA, 853 nt
Organism: Abrus precatorius (Indian licorice)
Lineage: Eukaryota; Viridiplantae; Streptophyta; Magnoliopsida; Fabales; Fabaceae
Product: vesicle-associated protein 2-1-like
Exons: 8
Coding region: 40-783 (247 amino acids)
Biological process (GO): endoplasmic reticulum membrane organization
Cellular component (GO): plasma membrane; endoplasmic reticulum membrane
Source: RefSeq, a predicted model, not a curated record
AAAAUUUGCAUUGUUAUAUGAUUUGGAGCCAUUCAUGGCAUGGCAUGCUAUUCGUUCCACCACAUGUUUGUCUCUUUUAGUUUUAUCCCUCACUCGCUGUCAUUUCUAAUGAUUCCCAUCGUCAUGUCUUUCCCUCAACUCAUCUCUGUUAGUCCCGACGAACUCCGUUUCCAAUUUGAAUUGGAGAAGCAAACGUUUUGCGAUCUUAGAGUCCUGAAUAACACGGAGAACCAUGUUGCUUUCAAGGUCAAAACCACUUCACCUAAGAAAUACUUCGUACGACCGAACACCGGUGUUAUACAGCCCUGGGAUUCGUGUAUCAUCAGAGUUACCCUCCAAGCCCAACACGAAUACCCUCCAGAUAUGCAGUGUAAAGACAAGUUUCUCGUGCAGAGUACAAUAGUGAAUCCGAAUACUGAUGUGGAUGAUCUCCCACCAGAUACUUUUAAUAAGGAUAGUGGUAAUUCAAUAGAGGAGUUGAAACUAAGAGUUUCGUAUGUCUCUUCUACCUCACCCGAUGGAAGCUCUGAAGAUGAUGCAUCAAAGAACUCUGCACAAAAACUUGAUGCCUCUUCUGGUCAGGCUUUACAGCAUCUGAAGGAAGAAAGGGAUGCCGCUGCCAGACAAACACGACAGCUGCAACAGGAACUGGACAUGCUGAAAAGACAAAGAAACAGAAGUGGCCCUGGCUUUUCCUUGACCUUCGCCAUUUUUGUGGGUCUCAUUGGAGCUUUGCUUGGCUUUCUUUUGAAACUUUUAUUCUCUUCACCAUCUACAGAAUGAUUGAUACUAUUCGAAACCUUUGCAUGUUAUUCAUUUAUAGUACACUUAUAUUCCACUACAUCAGUUCAAC